Cloeon dipterum is the source of this 1391-nucleotide messenger RNA. RefSeq names its product phospholipase A1-like. The transcript has 8 exons. The record is from RefSeq and is a predicted model, not a curated record. Bases 58 to 1167 code for a protein of 369 amino acids. Lineage: Eukaryota; Metazoa; Arthropoda; Insecta; Ephemeroptera; Baetidae. Gene Ontology annotation, biological process: lipid catabolic process. Gene Ontology annotation, molecular function: lipase activity.
UUUAUAUUAUUUAUUGUUUCUCUGGCGGUCUCCGAGGCAAUUACUCGGUAUAUCUCAAUGGCUACGGCAGUAAAUUACUCUUAUCUGAGGACGGUGUCUUCUGUGAUCCUUGCCUUCGUCUUCAUAUCGAGUCGAAUACACGCAAUACCCCAGCACUUGGCAGAUGGGGAAAAUGUGGAAAACUUCCCUGAAGACGAUACUGAGAAUUUCCUUGAAAAUAGAGACUUGAGAGAUUGUUUUGUCACAGAUUUGGAGUGCCCAAAUGAAAACAUUUCAUUUUAUUUGUACACCAGAGAAAAUCCCGAAGAUCCAUAUGAAUUAACUCUUGACGACUAUAAUUUGAGAAAAGCACCUUUCGCAAAAGAUACGCCAUUCAAGUUUCUAAUCCACGGGUACACCGGCAACAAAGACUAUGCACCAAAUCCGGAAAUCAGACCCGCUUUGCUGAAGCACGGCGAGUACAAUGUUAUUACCGUCGACUGGGGAAAACUGGCCCAGUCACCCUGCUACAUUCAAGCUACUUCAAACGUUGAGGCUGCGGGAAAAUGCACGGCUCAUUUGAUCGAGGUGCUGGUGAAAAACUACAAUGUGCCGUUCAAAUCAAUUCACUUGAUUGGAUUCAGCCUUGGUGCCCAGGUGACUGGCCAAGUGGCAAAGUAUCUCCGAAACAACAAAGUUGGAAAACUGAGGAGAAUCACAGGACUUGAUCCAGCUAUGCCACUUUUUGCGACUCUCAGCAGAGACACCGUCUUGGACAGAAGCGACGCGCACUUCGUUGACGUUAUCCACACAAACGCCGGAAAUAAAGGCAAACUCGGGCCCAAUGGUCACGUAGACUUUUACGUCAACGGAGGCACGGUUCAACCUGGAUGCGCGGGACCAGAAGUUUAUGACACGGCGAGCUGUUCGCACGCCAGAGCGCCUAUCAUUUAUGCGGAAUCGAUUGACAGUGAGAGUGGCUUUUGGGGAAAAGAAUGUAGAAGCUGGAUCGCUUAUCGAGCAGGUCUUUGCGACUGGUCAACCGACAGCAUAGCCUUGAUGGGCGAGUUCGCUGAACCGAGGAAACAUGGACAAUUCUUCCUGGAUUCGGGGUCACAGCCACCUUACGCCUUGGGCCGCGAUCAUGUUUAUGGGAGGAACUAUUUGCCGAGAAACGUGACUGGUUAAUUCAUUUAAAGUUGAAAUAUUUGAUAUAAUUUUCAUCAGGGUUUAAAUUUAACUAAAAUCUCGAUUAUUUUAAUUUCCUUUUUAUUGAUGUAAAACGUAAGGCUAUGAGGUUUUAAUGUGGCACAAUAUGGGCAUUAUUUACAAUGAUGUUAACUGUUUGGCUGCAGAAAAUUGAGCUUUGGUUGAUGAAUGAGCAAUUUCAGAAUAAAAACGAAUCUCAUUUA